GGAUUCCCCGCCACAUCAUCAUCAGCAAAGCCACCUCAGGAGAGCCAUGGCGAUGACCACUACUGCUGGUGCGCUGAGCUAUUCGAGUUGUGGUGGUAUAAAUUUCCCUAGCUCGCCAUUCACAUCCGUAGCCGUGAAGCCUUCCGCUCUCAGUUUCAGUUCCAAUUUCACCUUGGCCACUCCACUCCACUUCUCCACUGCUACUCGCCGUCCUUCCAGGACGACCCGUUGCAAGAAUUACCACCACCUCCUGUUAGGUUCGACCUCCCGUUCCUUCGAGCAAGCUCGCGUCGUUCCGGUUGCGGCUCGAGCAUCUAGUACCGGCGAAGAGACCAGUGAAGAGGCCAGCAUGGAGGGCUACUCGUACCCUGAGAGCAUUCCCACGACGGUGACUCGGCAAGUGAAGCUACCCGCCGGCGUUCGCGUCCGCGGCGUGCUGAAGCCCGCGUACCAGGAGAUUCUGACCCCAGAGGCGGUGGAGUUCGUCGUGGAUCUGGUCCGCACCUUCCGCCCGCGCGUCGACUACAUUCUGCGCUGCCGCGAGGAGACCCAGGCGCACUACGACGCGGGGGAGCUGCCCACGUUCGCUGCGUGCUCCAAGGCCAUCCGCGAGGGCGACUGGAAGUGCGCGCCCACCCCGCCCGUGCUGCUGGACCGCCGCGUGGAGAUCACGGGGCCCGUGGAGCGCAAGAUGGUGAUUAACGCGCUCAACUCCGGCGCCAAGAUGUUCAUGACGGACUUCGAGGAUUCGCUGGCGCCGACGUGGGACCGCAUCAUGGACGGGCACGUGAACCUGCGCGACGCGGUCAACGGCACGAUCUCGUUCGAGGACAAGGCGCGCCGCAAGACGUACAAGCUCAACGACAAGACCGCCGUCAUGCUCGUGCGCCCGCGCGGCUGGCACCUCAAAGAGGCGCAUUUCGAGGUGGACGGCCAGCCCGUGCCCGGGUGCCUGAUGGACUUCGGCCUCUACUACUUCCACAACCAGGCCAAGUUCCGCGCGACUCACGGCGGCGCAGGCCCCUUCUUCUACCUGCCCAAAAUGCAGCACUCGCGCGAGGCGGCCCUCUGGAACGCGGUCUUCGAGCACGCGCAGGACCGCGUGGGCGUGCCACGUGGCACGAUCAAGGCGACGGUGCUGAUCGAGACGCUCCCGGCCGUGUUCCAGAUGCACGAGAUUCUCUACGAGCUGCGGCAGCAUUCGGCCGGGCUUAACUGCGGCAGGUGGGACUACAUCUUCAGCUUCAUCAAAACCUUCCGGGCGCAUCCGGACCGGCUCCUCCCGGACCGGCACCAGGUGGGGAUGACUCAGCAUUUUUUGAAGAGCUACACGGAGCUGCUGAUUCAGACGUGCCACAAGCGCGGUGUGCACGCGAUGGGCGGCAUGGCGGCGCAGAUCCCGAUUAAGGACGACCCCGCGGCGAACGAGGCCGCGUUCGCGAAGGUCCGCGCGGACAAGCAGCGGGAGGUGGCGGCCGGGCACGAUGGCACGUGGGCGGCGCACCCCGGGCUCGUGCCGCUGGUCCUAGAGGUGUUCGACCGUGGCAUGCCGCGCCCCAACCAGCUGGAGCGCAUGCGCGAGGACGUCAAGGUCACCGCAGAGGACCUGGUCGCCAUGCCCACGGGGACCAAGUCCCUCGACGGGCUGCGUGUGAACACACGCGUGGGGAUUCAGUACAUCGAGGCAUGGAUGACCGGGUCCGGAUCCGUCCCGCUCUACCACCUCAUGGAGGACGCCGCGACGGCUGAGAUCAGCCGCGUGCAGAACUGGCAGUGGCUGCGGUACGGAGCGGUGCUGGACGGUGAGCUGGUCCCGGUGAAGGUGACCAAGGAGCUGUUCAGUCAGGUGGUCCAGGAGGAGGUGCAGCGCAUUCAGCAGGAGGUCGGGCCUAAGAGAUUCGCCGCUGGGAGGUUCCAGGAAGCGGCGGCACUGUUUGCGAGCCAGUGCCUGGCGCCGACCCUGGGGGAUUUCCUGACCUUGGACGCGUACCCUUACAUCACUCAGCUGGUGCCUGAGGCGCGGCUGUAAGCCAGCUGCUUUCAACUGCAGCUUCUGCGCUGGUCUCCGCCAGUGCCUGCCUCCGCCACUUGCGCAGACUCAGCUUUCUGAUCCUGAUGCCUGCCUGCCUGUCCCAAUGCCUGCUGCAUUGUGCAUAUCAUACCAGAGUCUCUUUCUUCCACCCUGAAGGAUGUCCACAAGUAGAAGUGUGUCUUAGCGGUAGUUUUGGUAUUUCUCGCCCCCCUCCUUGCUGCUGCCCUUGUCACCUCUCCUUUGCCCCCAGAUUAUCCUAUGUGGUUGCUCUGUGGUUGCUUCCCCUCGCUUGUACGCUGUAUAUGGUAGUGGUUUUUUUCCCCAACCAAUUUGAUGCCCAUGUAGCACAAAAAGGCAUUUUGCAGAGUGUUUUGUCGUGUUUAGGCACAA
Messenger RNA from Closterium sp. NIES-67, 2422 nucleotides. The record is from the annotation of a GenBank genome assembly. NCBI's taxonomy places the organism in Eukaryota, Viridiplantae, Streptophyta, Zygnematophyceae, Desmidiales, Closteriaceae.